ACGCUGCCACACGACGAACGGCGCACCUAGUAUGCCCACAUUUGGGGUCACAACAAACGCCUUGUACUGGUAAAAAGUGGUAAAAAAAUUAAGGAAAUGCAGCAGCAGUGGCGGUAAUUGUGGAUGCACCCAGUAAGAGCAAUAGCCAUGGCCUCGCACUACCCGCACCCGCAGCCCGAUCCGGGCCUCAAGUCCGAGACGCAGCCGGCGGGCGGUAAGUUGGACGCCCUGGAUUCCAUUGACGCAGACCGCAUAUGCCGCGUUUGCCUUAAGGACGCUUCACAGGACGGAGAGCUGCACUUCAUCUUCGCAGACGGGCCAUUGGAGCUGGGCGCCAACUUGGCGCGUAUCCUGGACGAGUGUACGCUGCAUCCGUGCGAACGACAAGACGGAAUGCCGUCGAACAUGUGCGGUUCUUGCGUAGAGGCAGCCCGUCACGCCUACCGCUUCAAGCGCAAUGCCGAGCGCUCCUACUGCUCCCUGGUGGCGCUGCUCGGCCGCUCCCCGCAGUUAAAGCCAAAUGGCGCCGAGGCGGCCACUCAGACCGAGCAGGUGGCCCUGCUGCCCUGCGAGAUGUGCCACGACCAGUUCCUUAACAGCCUGGAGCUGCGCCUGCACCGCAACCGGGUGCACCGAACGACGAAAGAGGGCACUGAAGGCAACGACGGCGCUGGCGAGGAAUUCAAAUGCAAGUUCUGUCCGCAGCACUUUCCGCAUCUCCGCCAGCUACGCAGCCACUUGGCCCGCAGCCACGAGCAGACCGCUCGCCUUCAGUGCGGCUACUGUCAGCGCACCUUCAGUCGGCGGGACCACCUGCUGCGGCAUAUGCGCAACCAGCACCGACACCUAGAAGACGACCUCUUCCGCACUUGGCCGCCGGCGGACGAGACGACCAUGCAAAGCUCCGCGGGCGAUGAGCUAGUCUCUGCUGAAGUGCUGCUCAACGAGAAGGAAGACGACCACGACGAGGGCGACAUCUUUCAAUGCAACACGAAUCCCAUUUCCAGCAACGACGACGAAGACGACGAUGAGGAUAACGUAGAGGCUAAGCAAACACUGUGGCUGCACAUCAAGCCGGAGCCCUGUCUAGAGGCCGAGGAAGUAAGCCUGGCCACGCAACUAAAGCUGGAGAAGAAGCGGCGGCGGCGGGAGAAGGUGGAGCCGCGUGUAGCGAGCUCCAGUGAUUCGCAGGUGAAACGUGAGCCCCUAGCCGUUGGUGACUCCCAACUAAGCAUCAAGCAGGAAAGCCAGCUGGUUGGCAGCGAAGACGAGGCACCCAUGGGUGUGGAGGAGUUUAUGGCAAUGCAUGCCACGAGGGAACUGCCGUUCAGCGAUGAGGACCAAUUCGGUGACUAUGGCGACGACGAAAGUGCCCUGGAGGAUGACGACGAGGAGGAUGAGGAAGACGAUGAGGAUGGAGAUGCUGACGAUGGGGACUUCAAGCUGAAGGUGGAGCCGCUGGACGGUGAGCAGCCGCCAAAGAAGUCCAAGUCUGGCAGGCGGCGCCGCCGUAACAAGGGCGAACCCAAUCCGGAGAAUCGGUGUGAUGUAUGCCAGCGUACCUUCUCGCGCCACUGCCACCUGCUGCGCCACAAACUGUCCCACCUGGAGAAGAAACCCCACAACUGCCCGCACUGUCCCAAAGCGUUCGCGCGCAGCGACCACCUCAAGGCGCAUGUCCAGAGUCUGCAUAGCAAUAAGGAGCACAAAUGCGGCCUUUGCGAGGCGGCCUUCUCUCGCCUGGACGCUCUGGAGCGGCACAAGGUUAGCAAGCACAACGGCGAGGGCCUUGAGCCGGGGAGUGAGCUCAAGCUGCAGCUGGCCGAGCACACCUGCGAGUACUGCUCCAAGCGCUUCUCCAGCAAAACGUAUUUGCGGAAGCAUACCUUGCUGCACACCGAUUUCCUCUACGCCUGCAAGAGCUGCGAGGAGACAUUCCGUGAGCGCGCCCAGCUGAGGGAGCACGAGAAGACGCACACCGGACAACGCAACUUCCUCUGCUGCAUCUGUGGCGAUAGCUUUGCCCGUAACGACUACCUCCGCGUCCAUAUGAGGCGCCACAACGGCGAGAAGCCCUACAAGUGCCGCUACUGUGUCAAGGCUUUUCCCCGGGCCACCGAUCUCAAGGUCCACGAGCGGUACCACACAAACACGAAACCGAACCUGUGCAAUACCUGCGGAAAGAGCUUUCACCGGGCCUACAACCUGACCAUUCAUAUGCGCACCCACACCGGGGAGCGACCGUACAAAUGCGACCAGUGCCCCAAGAGCUUCACGCAAAGCAACGACCUCAAGGCGCACAUCCGCCGUCACACGGGCGAGCGGUACAAGUGUCCGCACUGUGAUGCCUACUUUCUGCAGCUGUACAACAUGCGCAACCACUGCCUGAGUGCCCACAACAAGCACAUUGAGACGAAGACGGGACGGCUGCAGAGGACAGGUCUGUUGGACGAUGGCGGCCAGUCGCAUCUCACAACCGUUGUGAUGCCGCCGUCACAGCUGGCAACGGCAGCGGCUGCUGGUACGGAGUGCACAUCCUCGUCCACUGUCAUCCACUCCCCGGAAGCAUACAGCAGCAAUGCGACAUCCGCUGGGCUGGCUCCGACAGCAGCAGCAGUAGCGGGAGCAGGAGCAGCGUCCAAUACUCUCGAUGGAGCCAGCUUUGCACCGACUCCGGUCAAUUCGGCGGCAGCAUCCUUUGGGGCUUUUAACUUUCCGCCCGCCGUAAUGGCGCAUCUCAUGUACAACCAUGUCGGCAGCAGCCAACACAGCCAGAGUGGCAGCGACACGGGCAAAUAGCCAUUGCCUUGGCUCCGCAUCCUGCCCCCGAACACAAACAAAACUAUUCCAGUGUAGUUAUAAGCCCUGUACAUAGCCGGCGGAAUAGCUGGUCAAUCGAAGCGUACAUCACAAACGCAGGCAGUGGGCAAUUGCCUAACUGACUGCCCAUUUUACCGUGUUAAUAUUGUAUUUAGUAAUAGUCGAAUAGGCACUGUGGUGUGAACAUUUUUAUAAUUCUUACGUGAACGCGUAUGUAUAGUAAUGUAGAAGCUACCCCAAUCCCCAAUCCUCCUCUCUUAUUGUUUAUAUAAACAAUUAAAAUAUAUUGAAGCAUUGGAAGUGUAAUUGAACAA
This is a messenger RNA of Drosophila serrata, 3134 nucleotides long. RefSeq lists its product as uncharacterized. Gene Ontology annotation, molecular function: DNA-binding transcription factor activity, RNA polymerase II-specific; RNA polymerase II transcription regulatory region sequence-specific DNA binding; zinc ion binding. Lineage: Eukaryota; Metazoa; Arthropoda; Insecta; Diptera; Drosophilidae. The record is from RefSeq and is a predicted model, not a curated record. Gene Ontology annotation, cellular component: nucleus. Gene Ontology annotation, biological process: regulation of transcription by RNA polymerase II.